Lucilia sericata (common green bottle fly) is the source of this 945-nucleotide messenger RNA. RefSeq lists its product as uncharacterized. The transcript has a single exon. NCBI's taxonomy places the organism in Eukaryota, Metazoa, Arthropoda, Insecta, Diptera, Calliphoridae. The coding region runs from base 102 to 929 and encodes 275 amino acids. The record is from RefSeq and is a predicted model, not a curated record. Gene Ontology annotation, biological process: transcription by RNA polymerase I.
CGUAAAUGUUUGUCGGCGCAGCUCUUUGCACGUGUGCUUAUUUGUUUUGGUUUUUUAUUCAGAAAUAUAGAUUUUAAAGUUUUAAAGAUUUUAUAAGUAUAAUGGCUCCUAAAUCUGAUCCGUUGUCCUGUAAACAAUCGUUUCUAGAGGAAAAUAAAUUGUUUUCUGAAAUAGAGUUGACUGAGGAAUCGAAACCUAUUGGAAAAUUGCAAGAUUUUGACUUGUUGGAAAAUGAAAUAUGGCUGUUACAAUGUCCCAAAGGUAUGGAUGUGACCGAGCUGGAAAAUCAAAAAUUAAAGAUUCCUGGUCGUACAAAUAUCAACAACAGUGAAGCUGUAUCCAUGGAAUUCAACGAGGGCAAAGAACAACAUGCAUUUGCUUACUGCAAUCGUAAGGGACGUUAUGCCUUACGUCUAUUACCCGUACGUGGUACAAUUGUUGUUAGAGAUCGCCUGAAAGCUGCAGAAACUGUAACCACAGAACGUGCUGAAGAAUGCUGUCCUCCAGCGAAAAGAGUACCAUUGCCCGCCGGCAUACGUGUAAGACAUCCAUUGCUCGGUGUACAUUAUAAGGAUAAGCUAGAAUUGGAUAAAACAAUAGCAAAGCGUUUGCAGAAAGCCGAUGAAAUAUCUGCCCAGAUUUUAAAGGAAAGUCUUGUUCAAAAAAGUAAAAGAAAAUCUGCAAUCGCUCCUGGCAAAGCUAAUGGCAAAAUGUCGCAAAUAGAAAUUAGCAGUGCUGAAGAUGAAGAUGUAAAAUUUGUUAGUGAAGAAAAACUCAAAAAGAAAAAGAAGAAUAAACGUAAACACAGUGAAAGCAAUGCUGAGGCAAACGACACUGAUGGUUCAUCUAAUAUAAAAAAGAAAAAAUCAAAAAAAUCUAAGAAUGACGAGACAGUUUCAAAAGAUUUGCAAUGGCUACAAAAUAUUUAAUAAAAUAUUUUUUUUU